This is a messenger RNA of Topomyia yanbarensis, 1905 nucleotides long. Its product is annotated as zinc finger protein OZF-like. Gene Ontology annotation, molecular function: zinc ion binding; RNA polymerase II cis-regulatory region sequence-specific DNA binding; DNA-binding transcription factor activity, RNA polymerase II-specific. Gene Ontology annotation, cellular component: nucleus. The transcript has 2 exons. Gene Ontology annotation, biological process: regulation of transcription by RNA polymerase II. Bases 168 to 1289 code for a protein of 373 amino acids. The record is from RefSeq and is a predicted model, not a curated record. NCBI's taxonomy places the organism in Eukaryota, Metazoa, Arthropoda, Insecta, Diptera, Culicidae.
AAAUGACACUGACAUAAAUGGUAAACAAAAUAUUGAGAUGUAUACAUCUAUAGUUUGGAUGUCGAUUCUUUAUUCACAGAUGCAGGCAUACUUUGGAUAAUAUUGAAGUAAAAGUAAACAAAGUUUUCUCGAUAUCGAGUUUUCAUUAACAAAUUUUAGUGAGCGAAAUGUCCACUAUUCCUGAUAUAUCGGGACGUUGCCGGUGUUGUAUGGCGGAAGAAGUACAAAUGGUCCAUGCGUUUGAAAUCCUGCACGAAUUUGGUGUCAAAACUAGUGACUUGAUUGUAAAGUUUGGUGGAAUAGUGAUUUCAGAAAAUGACCAUUACCCCAAAAACGUAUGUUCGAGAUGUGUAAAUGAAUUAAAAAUUGCAGUUAGAUUUCGACAACGUUGUCUAGAUACUGAGGAAAUUCUAAAGAAUACGAAACUUGAUAUGGAAAAUCAAUUUUUGUCACAACGGUCUUAUGAUAUCUCUUGCAGUAAAAAUUUGGUGGAAAUUCCAUUGGAACAAAUAACAGAAUAUGAUAAUGAUGCCACGACUAUCAAAACAGAGAAUGAGCAUAUAGAAUUUCCAGAUGAUAGGCGAGAGGGGACUGAAAACCCUAGCUCCGACUCGCAUCAAGCUCCGGAUGAGCAAAUCCUAUUAGACCACAGUAAAUCACAAUCGACAUCGCAUGCCGGUGAACUAGAGCACAGAUGUGAAAUGUGUGGCGAAGAGUUCAGCAAGGAGUACGAUUUGACGUACCAUAUGCGAAUUCACGCUGCCGACCGGCCUUUCCGGUGCGAGGUUUGCGGAAACCGAUAUACACGCAAGAGUGAACUGACGCAUCAUCAACGUAGCCAUUCAAGUGAUCGACCGCGGAAAUGUGAAAUUUGUGGCAAAGAAUUCUACAAGACGGGCAAUCUAACGCAGCAUAUGCGCAGCCACACCGGAGAAAGGCAGUUCAAGUGCGACAUUUGUGGCAGAGACUUUUUCCGGAAAGCCCACCUGACGGAGCACCGACGACUUCAUACCGGCGAACGCCCACAUAAGUGCGACAUCUGUGGACAGGAGUUUUCAAGAAGUACUGACUAUACGCAUCACAUGCGUGUUCAUGCCGGGGAACGGCCGUUCAAAUGUGACGUUUGCGGAGCAGAAUUUUUCCGGAACAGCAGCCUGGUUUGUCACCAGAAGAUACAUAAAAAACCUAAGGAAAGAAGGAAGCUGGAUAGGCCUGGGAAACUUUCAACAGAUGCUGGCUUGAAUGGAGAUAUAAUCGUUGAUGCAGUUUACCCAGGCGAUGUUCAGUAGUUUUUAAUUUGUCACUUAGAUAGUAACCUAUUUUCAAGCACUUUUUUAGUUAAUGUAUAGUGUUUCAAAUUAAUUUUUAGUGUGCAUACAUUUUUUUCGUCAGCGAUUUUGAUUUAGCUCAUUUUUCCGACGAAAGUCCAAAACUAUAAAAGAAGAUAUAAGUUCAAACAUAAGAACGAUGAAAGUAAAUGUUGAGAGAGCAGAUCCUGCUCCUUAAACUCUUGUUAAAGGCUGUAAAUUGCGAAAAAGCUUCGAGGUCCAUCGGCAUAAAUAUCAUACAAGUGAAACCUCGUGCAAAACCGCGCUCUAUUUACUGUGAAGUCUUUAGCCGAACAGUUAUUGCAGUUGAAUGUAAUUUUAUACAGAUUGGUCUGAUAGUAUUUUUACUGUUGGUUGGUUCCGGUCGCUUUUUCAGGGACAUUUUAAAAGGGAUUCUUACGGUGAAGAACCUUAAAAAACGGUGUAGGAUCGAUACCAACAUUUAGGGCAUUAUUCUCAGACACAGAAAUAUUCUUCUAGUCACUAGGUAACGUGAAUGCUAGAAUAGGGCCCUUAAUCUUAGCUGCUCGUAUAACCUUUUUACAGGAUCUCUCGUGUCAAGAAGUACUACACACUU